AUUAAAACUCAAGACUACCGCUUUCAGCUCAGCCUCAGCAUGAAAUGAUUUCUCUUUUUUUAACAAAUUUCACUUGACUCAGUCACCUUUCCAUUUGUUCUUGACAGAUUAUAUUACUGUCCGAUGCUUCUAUCCUGAGAGAUAAAACUCCUAUACUAAUGUUGGAGGGAUAAAUCAGGUGAAGUGAGUGGAGUUCCUUGACUCUUGGUUUUUAGUACUUGAGGUCAUUUAGCUUCAUUUUCUUUUAUCAGACAUGUUCAAGAAUCAACUGCAGGAACUUGCGCAAAGAAGCUGUUUUAACCUCCCUUCUUAUGCCUGCAAUAGAGAAGGACCCGAUCAUGCACCAAGAUUUAAAGCGUCUGUGAACUUCAAUGGUGAGAUCUUUGAAAGCCCCAGCUACUGCCCUACGCUGAGACAGGCUGAGCACGCUGCUGCAGAAGUAGCUCUCAAUAUCCUGUCUGCAAGGGGUCCUUCAAGGUCUCUCACUGCAAGAGUUCUUGAUGAGACUGGAAUUUACAAGAACCUCCUUCAGGAAACUGCUCAUAGAGCUGGGCUUAACCUCCCCGUGUACACCACCGUAAGAUCAGGUCCUGGUCAUGUCCCAAUCUUCACUUGCACCGUGGAGCUUGCCUGUAUGAAUUUCACGGGUGAGCCUGCCAAAACAAAGAAGCAAGCUGAGAAGAAUGCUGCAAUUGCAGCCUGGUCUGCCUUGAAAAGAAUGCCAAACUUGGAUUCAUUGACAAAUAAAGAAGACGACAAUCGGGAGGAUCAGGAUCAGGCAGUUGUGUCAAGAGUCCUCUCAAGUUUCAAGCCAAAAGAUGACAACAAACAACUUAGGAGGAAGGACUAUAACCAAGCAAAAAGAAGAGUGGGCAGGGCUAACAGGGACAUUGGCUCUUCAUCUUCUUCCACCUCUGGUAACAAUCUACUCCAACAACAGUGGAGGCUUAUGGAUCUCUUAAUGGAAUCUGCCUUGGAUGUUUCGACACAAAAACAAAACAGCUUUCUAUCUUUCCUUCCUCCACCCCCACCUAGAAUAGCUUCAAAGAUCUUACCACCAACUUCAUCUAGAGACAGUCUAUUUAACUAUUCAUCUAACAGACGCAUUCCAAUAAAAAUUAGGGGUAAAUCAGAAGUGAAACUGCCUCCUCCACUGGAAGAUCAUUUGGAUGAGGAAGAAUGGCUUGCUGUCAAACAAGAUGUCAUCAACAAGACCAUUGAAAAGGAAGGUUCAAGUUCUAGCAAUUUAGUUUCAAAUAGUAAUGUCUAUGGAGCAAGUACAAGUAGUACUUCUAUAUACAGGCCAGUUCCAAUAUCCAGUACUGGGAAACUCAAUACUUGCAUGGUUGACGGUGCAACAAGAACUGAAGCAAGCCAGAUUAUCAGAAGGCUUUUUGGAUCUUCAAAUCCAUCGCAAAUGACACCAACUUCUGUAAAGGCACCUACAAUGGCCCGGCACAUUUACACUGGAGGGUUUAAUCCACAUAGGAUUGCCCCAGCAGUUAAAAUCAGAUCAGUGAUCCCAGUUUGUGCAGCUCCACCACCAACAAACAGACCCCAGGAAACAACCUCAUCACAACUGAAAGAACCCUCAUCAACAAGCCCAAAUACUAAUGCUUCUAGUUCGACUGAGGUCUCAUCAGCUAGCUCAGUACGGUUCAGCAAGUCACAGCGAAACUCGACCAACUCAACUCUGAGUUGAUGAAUCUACAAUUAAGGAAGUAAAGCCAAUGAGUUUAUCUUUAUGAUAUCAAGUUAUCACCCCCUUAUUAGCAUUUCUUGCAUGUUUUGAUAUCUUGGGUUGUCCACUAGAUAUGCUUUUUGGUCUUUGUAAAACCAUUGUUUUUUUUUUUUUUCUUUUCUUGUUUUUCUGGAUGGCUUUUGCCUCAUGGAUUCUAUUUUGUAAAAGAUCAUGAAUUAUAAAUUUUCACCU
Molecule: messenger RNA, 1933 nt
Organism: Durio zibethinus
Lineage: Eukaryota; Viridiplantae; Streptophyta; Magnoliopsida; Malvales; Malvaceae
Source: RefSeq, a predicted model, not a curated record